CCGGAGGCACAGAGUCAGGGACCUGCCUUCAGUCGAAUGACACACUUCCUGUACAGGUGUUAUUUUACACAUCAAUGUAUUGGCUUUAAUCCGAGAGAGCUUCAGUCUGCUGACUGCCCAGUGUAGACCAUGGCUCGGUGUCACACUGACUGUCUGGAGAAACCUCUCUGUAAAGUGUUCGGGAAGUUGGGAGCCCUCGUUGGGCGAUAUCCAUGGUGGUUUUUGGUGAUUCCUCUGAUCAUUUCUGUAGCUCUCGGCUCAGGGUUUUAUUUCUUUGAGCAAAAUGAAGCGAAUGACAUAGAGGAGCAGUUCACUCCUAUUCACGGUCAGGCAAAGUCUGAGAGAGAGUUUAUUAUGAAACACUUUCCAACUCAUGAUUCUCUGCCCUUCUCGGCGCCGAGGCUCUACACAGAGGGGACCUUUGCUUCUUUCAUCGCUGUUGCUAAAGGUGGCAGCGUCCUCACAGAGGCAGCAUUUAAAGAGAUUCUGCGGCUCGAUGGGGAAGUUAAAGGGUUUGUUGUUGAUAAGAAUAACUAUUCCAGUCUUUGUGCCAAAGCAGGAGAUUCCUGCUUCUCCAAUGUAAUCUUAGACUGUAUACAGUACGAUGCUGGUCAAGUGGAGAGCUUUAAAUUUACUUAUCCCGUCCAGAAUAGCACAGAAUGUAGUGGUUUCAUUGGUUUGUCUGUGGGGGGAGUGAAGUUAGAGGGAAAUAAUAUUAAAACAGCUUCUGCCGUUAGACUUGAUUAUUAUUUACGAGAUGACGACGCAGCAGAAAAUGUAGUUUACGAGCAGUGGCUGAAGAAGUUUGUUGAAGAUUUUCAAAACAAAUCGACAAAUCUGCAGUAUAUUCAGGUUUCAUAUUACACUUCCGUAUCAAGACAGACAGAGUUUGAAGGAAGCACCAAAGAAAUCGUACCACUAUUUUCAAUCACCUAUUUCCUUUCAAUAUUCUUUUCCAUUGUGUCUUGUACGAGGUUGGACCCUAUAAGGAAUAAGUUCUGGGUGGCUGCUCUGGGAGUGAUAUCAGCUGGAUUAGCUGUGCUCACAGGCUUUGGACUGCUGCUGUUUUGUGGGGUUUCAUUUGCCAUCAACACAGCUAAUGCACCAUUCCUCAUUCUCGGUAUUGGUGUUGAUGACAUGUUCAUUAUGCUCUCCAGUUGGCAGAAGACAAAGGUUCAUGCUAAAAUCGAAGAUCGCAUGGCAGCCACAUAUGCUGAAGCUGCCGCUUCCAUUACCAUAACGACUCUGACUGAUGUGAUAGCCUUUUACAUUGGUGUCAUGACACCUUUUCGAUCUGUGCAGUCAUUUUGCUUGUAUACAGGUACUACCGUUUUGUUCUGCUUCAUUUACAACAUUACAUUUUUUGGGGCGGUUCUGGCACUGAAUGGGAGAAGAGAAAACAGUAACAGGCAUUGGCUGACUUUCAGGAAGAUUCAAAUGCACCAUCAACCAGGAGAAUCGAAAUUCUAUGGAAUGUGCUGUGUUGGUGGGGAGUAUGAUGAGAUGUCCGGUGCUGAAACAGAGCAUCCAAUUUAUCUCUUCUUUAAGAAAUAUUAUGGCCCAUUCCUCACCAAUAUAUGGACCAAGGUAUUUGUGGUACUGCUGUAUGCAGGGUAUUUGGCAGGUGGUAUCUAUGGCUGUUUCCAGUUACAGGAAGGAUUUGAUCUUAGAAAUCUGGCCACUGACAAUUCAUAUGUGAUUAAAUUCUAUGACCAUGAAGAUAUGUUUUUCUCACAAUAUGGACCUCGGGUCAUGGUAUCAGUCUCAGAAUCAGUGGACUAUUGGAACACCAGUGUUCAGACUGAAAUUGAACGCUGUAUGGGCAAAUUUGAAAAUAACAUUUAUGUCGAUCGAGAGCUAUCAGAGUCUUGGCUUCGAACAUACAUUGACAUUUCUAAACUGAUGUCUAUUGAUAUAACGGCGUCUGAUUCCUUCAUAACAAAUUUACCUAAAUUGUUUAAGAUUGUCCCUUUGUUUCAACAAGAUAUUGAACUCUCACAAGAUAAUAAAAGCAUAACAGCAUCACGGUUUUUUAUUCAGACCAAAAAUGUCAAUGACUCAAUUGCCGAAAAAAACAUGAUGACUGAACUGAGAGAUCUGGCCGAGAGCUGUACAAUCCCUUUACAAGUGUAUCAUUCAGCGUUCAUUUACUUUGAUCAAUAUCUUGUUAUACAGAUCAACACAAUACAGAAUGUGGUUGUGGCAGCAGGUGCAAUGCUGGUUGUUGCCUUGUUGUUAAUUCCGAAUCCAAUUUGUUCUGUGUGGGUGACAUUAGCUGUCGCCUCUAUUUUAGCUGGUGUGGCUGGUUUCAUGGCUCUGUGGGAUGUUAAUCUAGACUCCAUAUCUAUGAUUAAUCUGGUUAUUUGUAUUGGGUUUUCAGUUGACUUCACAGCCCAUAUUUCCUAUGCAUUUGUUUCCAAUGAGAAAGCAAGUGCCAAUGAACGUACCAUCGAAGCAUUGUACACUCUUGGCUAUCCCAUUAUCCAGGGGGCGCUCUCCACUAUUCUGGGUGUUGUUGUGUUGGCUGCUGCAAACAUUUACAUAUUUCGGACAUUUUUCAAAAUCAUGUUUCUUGUCAUAUUGUUUGGUGCAAUUCAUGGCAUCGUAUUUAUGCCGGUGUUUCUGACAUUUUUUGGAAUAUGUGGCAAGCGAAAGGUUAACAAAGGAAAGGAGAUACCCAUUGGAAUGGGAAGUACUACAGAGAAGCAGUUGAGUAUUGAUGCGUUUUAGACUUGACAUCUUCUCCCCCUCCCUU
This is a messenger RNA of Callorhinchus milii (elephant shark), 2755 nucleotides long. RefSeq names its product patched domain-containing protein 3-like. The transcript has 4 exons. The record is from RefSeq and is a predicted model, not a curated record. Gene Ontology annotation, cellular component: membrane. NCBI's taxonomy places the organism in Eukaryota, Metazoa, Chordata, Chondrichthyes, Chimaeriformes, Callorhinchidae. Bases 130 to 2730 code for a protein of 866 amino acids.